Amborella trichopoda is the source of this 1334-nucleotide messenger RNA. RefSeq names its product golgin family A protein. The record is from RefSeq and is a predicted model, not a curated record. NCBI's taxonomy places the organism in Eukaryota, Viridiplantae, Streptophyta, Magnoliopsida, Amborellales, Amborellaceae.
GUGUAGAGCCUCUACGUAUAUAGUCCUCAGGAGAGCUUUCCCAUGAUUAAAACCCAUGUAAGGAAGGCAAGACCGAGCAAUAUUGGAUCGAGAGCGAGAGUAGGAGUGGGAUACCUCUGAAAAAUACUUGGAAGAGAGAGAGAAGAGAGAGAACAGACCGACAUUUGGAAGAGAGAGAUGGCUGGAUUGCUGGCAUGGGCGGCGGAUGUAGUGGGAGGAGGCAGCGGAGAGGAAGAGAAGAGCGUGGUGCUUGCUCACUUUACGGCAGAGCAGCAGCGUUAUUUGAGUGAAUUGGAUGAGAGGGCGCGCGUUUUGAGCAGGUCGAUUGAGCAGCUGAGGCUUCGCCUUCCCCCUUCCGACAUCUCCCAGCGCCUACCUCAUCUCCAUGCCCACUCCAAAGCCUCCAACGCAGCCCUUGCCCUCCAACUCAACGCCCAUUCCGCUACUCGACAACAUGCACAACUCAGGGAGGCUUCUUUACAAGAAGAAAAUACAGCAUAUGAGAAGGCUAUAUCCGUCGGACAGAACCAAAUUCAAGAAAAGUUGCAAGAGGCAGAUGCACUGAGAAGUAAGCUAAAGGAAAUGGAAUUAAAUGAAAAGCAUUUGAUAUGUGAGAUGGAGAAGGCACAAGCUACAUGGGAUUCUCGGCAAAAUGGUGAAUCUUCAAAUGAUUCUGCAAACAUGGAUGAAAGUCCUCAGGAUGGAUCAAACCCCGUCGGAACUCUAAAAUCUGAAUUGGAGAACAAGAAGCAAGAGCUGAGGCUAAUGGAAGAGAAGGUUAGAAAUCUAGAAACUGAGUGGGCUCAACUUCAACAUAGUUCUGUGCGGCAGCCUACCCCAGCGCAACGAGAGAAGAUCUUGGAGAAGCAGCUUCAAAGCCUGACAGAGCAACUUGCAGCAAAGCAAGCGCAAGCCGAAUUGUUGGUUACUGAAAUACACAAAAAAGAAAUCGAGUUGGAAAAUUUGAUCGGAAUGAAGAAGCGGCUUGAGAUUGGGGGUGGUGAAGCACAUGGUGCAAGGAAUAGGGUGGUGAAGCCAGGGUCAUCUGUUACUAUCGAUUCUGUUUAUGGUGACCACAGCUCAGUGGACAUGAAUCAUAAAUCAGUUAGGGUUUCAGGGGACAACAUCGGCAGAUCCAUGCGCUCGGGAGGAAUGGGACCACUUAGAUUCGGAAACCAGGAGAAGCUUAUUUUGUUACGCUUUGUCUUUGUGCUGUACAUUUUAGCCCUUCAUUUCAUUGUCUUCAUUAAGAUCUCAUUCCUAUAAGCCCAAGAACUUUGUUUACAUGUAAAACCUUGACGCGGUAAUAAGACUGUUUUUCCAUUUGUGGCAUU